Molecule: messenger RNA, 1134 nt
Organism: Cryptomeria japonica (Japanese cedar)
Lineage: Eukaryota; Viridiplantae; Streptophyta; Pinopsida; Cupressales; Cupressaceae
Product: protein TIFY 11c
Exons: 6
Coding region: 99-782 (227 amino acids)
Biological process (GO): regulation of jasmonic acid mediated signaling pathway; regulation of defense response; response to wounding
Cellular component (GO): nucleus
Source: RefSeq, a predicted model, not a curated record
AUCAUCUACAAUACAAUUCUUGCUUUAUUUUCUGAUCAACAAGAGAAAAAAAAAGCAAAAGCUCAUCUCAGAACUUGUAUUUUCCCAUCACAGUAGAUAUGUAUUUCUGUAAGGAAUACAAUGAGAGCAAGGGAAAGUCACUCUAUGAAGAUAAGCCCAUCAACUCAACUAAAAAUGGAGCUGUGAACACUGGUAUUUCUCAAUCAUUUGAUCUUUUCACCAAAUAUGGUUGUAGUGAAAAGGGGAAAGUGAUUACCUACAGCAACAGCGAAGCCAAAUCAGGCAAGGGAAUGACAGGCUAUACUCCUGAAACUCAGUUUAGUGCUCCUCUUCUGAGUCUCUCGUCUUCUUACACUGGGAGUUGUAAUACCAAAGAUUUCCUUGGCCAGCAAUCUGGUUCUGGUUCAGCUAUACAUGGGGCUGCUGAACCUCAAUGGAGUCAAUCUGAUCUGAAAGAACUGUACUCUUUAUUUAGGGCUGCUGGUUCUACACUUCAAUACAAGCAUUCUGCUGGUGCCCAGUUGACCAUUUGCUAUGGGGGAACAGUGAAUGUGUAUGAUGAUAUUCCUCCAGAUAAGGCACAGGCCAUUAUUCUACUUGCCUCUGGGAAACCUGUCCAGAAUAACACAAAUUAUGUGUCACAGCUUCAAUGGGAAAAAUCAGAUCUUCCAAUUGCAAGGAAUCAUUCGCUGCAACGUUUUCUGGAUAAGCGUCAUGAAAGGCUUAACUCAAAAGCUCCUUACAUACGAGAAGAGAGUCCAAACAGAGAUUUAUGCUUUUAAUCUUCCUCAAUUUCUUCUCCGGCUACGUAGAAUCUAAUUAAAUCUUAAAAUGAGAAAUGUUUAGAACAACACCUUAGUGGGUGUUAUUGUAUAUUUACAUUGAUAUAUGAAAUUUGUUGACAUUAAGUUUAAGUUAAGCUUCAUUAUUUACUGGUUAAAUACAAAUAGCUGCAGAGAAACAAUUGAUCACGUGUGGAAUUGACAUCGUUGUAGACACGGCAUGCAAAUUACAGGGAAAGUGAGUGAGAUUUGACGUCUCACCAAACCAUAAAAUUUUACCCAAGACUUGCAUGUAUUUUGAGUGGACGUCACUAUCUAAUUUAUAGAUAAUACUCCAGGGCACUUGGACUUA